AUGGCCAAUACUGUUUCUUCCUUCGGCUCUAGGGUCUUCACGACAAUUUCUGUUGUCCUUUUGACUUCCUGGACGAUUACAACUCUGGGUUUCUCCGCUCUAAAUGCGCUCAACGAUAACCGCAGCCUCAUCGGAACAGCAUCAUCGAUCAGCCUCCUCACAUACUUGGCAUGUCGGCUCCUUGUUUUCACACAGCCAACUGAAAAUGAUUCAAUUGCCCACAUCCUGACGACCGGUUACCUCCGCUCACGCAGAGAAGCCCUCGCAACUUUCGUUUUUACAUGUGCUUGGCUGUAUGAACUCCUCUCUCAGGCUGUGCUAAUGGUUUUCAUGACCAUUUUCGGAGGCGCAAUCGCAACCGCUAUCUACACUGAUGCGUUUGUCGAGGAUCCGGAUAAUGUUUAUCAAAGUGAUUCAGACAGGGAGAAUACUUCCCUGGCGGUAGCGGAGAUUGACGAGUUCAAACAGAAAGUGGGCGUGGAUCCGGUCGCUAUUUUCAAGAUGAUUCCGCCCAAGGUUCUGAUCUAUUUUGCUGUGCUUGUAUGGGCCAACUUUGCAAGUUUGGGUCUUUAUGUACUGCGCCUUUCGUGGAGGUCGGCAAAGGCGUUGCUUGGAUCGUCGUCUGUCCCUGUUGUGCGGAAUGGAGAGGCUCCAGACUCGAAGUGA
Molecule: messenger RNA, 666 nt
Organism: Penicillium longicatenatum
Lineage: Eukaryota; Fungi; Ascomycota; Eurotiomycetes; Eurotiales; Aspergillaceae
Exons: 1
Coding region: 1-666 (221 amino acids)
Source: RefSeq, a predicted model, not a curated record